Molecule: messenger RNA, 1159 nt
Organism: Candidula unifasciata
Lineage: Eukaryota; Metazoa; Mollusca; Gastropoda; Stylommatophora; Geomitridae
Source: the annotation of a GenBank genome assembly
GCGAGAUGUUCUUAACUUCCUUCUGAACAACCCCAACCAGACAUACGACCCCAGGGUUCCGCCUGAUUAUGAAGAAGAGCAUCCAACAAAUGUUACAAUAAAAAUACAUCUACUGAGCUUUGAUUCGGUCAGCGAGACAACCAUGGAUUACUCGGUGGAAGUGUACCUGGCUAUGGAGUGGUUCGAUCAUCGGCUGGAGUUCGGAAGCUUCCACUCCCGUCUAAAGUUCGCGCACUUAAAUAAUUCCACCAGGCUGGAGGUGGACACCAAAAUGAUGGACUUGGUGUGGGUACCCGACGUUUACUUCCGCAACGAAAAGAGAGCGGCAUUCCAUGACGUCACCGUGCCCAAUAAAUAUAUGCAUCUACUCAAGGAAGGCACGGUUCAAUACAGCAUGCGGUUGUCCCUGACCUUGAGUUGCCGGAUGUUGUUGCAGAAGUAUCCCCUGGACACGCAACGAUGUCCUAUGGUAAUACAGAGCUACACAUACACAACAGACAAUGUGAUGUUUUACUGGCAGCAGCCUGAAGAAGUGAUUGCCAUCACACACGACAAGGACAUCGCACUCAACACAGAACUACCACAGUUCUCCAUCGUCAAUAACUUUACUGAAAAUUGUAACGGAACAAUGGAUGUCGAAACCCCAAAAUUUGCUUGCAUCAAAGCCUACUUUACACUCAAGAGGGACAUCGGCUACUACAUCAUCCAGGUCUACGUGCCCAGUAUUCUCAUUGUGGCCCUAUCUUGGGUGUCCUUCUGGCUGGACUUAGAGGCCAUUCCUGCCCGUGUAACCUUAGGGGUGUUGACAGUGCUGACCCUCAACACACACGGGUCGUACAUACAGUCGCAGCUACCAAAGGUCUCCUACAUCAAAGCCAUCGAUGUGUGGAUUGUCAGCAGCCUCAUCUUUGUCUUUGCUGGCUUGCUAGAAUUCGCCUAUGUCAACGUUCUAGCCCGGCGAGGGGACAAGGAGAUCAUGUCUGCACAGAUUUUCAGAAUACCAAUAGAAGUCAAGGAAGGUUCACAGACGAAUGGCAAAGUUCCAAGACAUGUUGCUGUUGGUGGACCAGCUCCUUCACGUUUGAGAGCCAGAAGAGUGGACAAGAUCUCCCGUAUUUUGUUCCCAUUAUCGUUCAUUUUUUUCAACUUGGGAUAUUGG